AUGAUCGAAAGUACGAAGCCAACAAGUCCAAGUGAGGAGGGCAUCGAUGUUGUGAAGGCAGAUGCAGUAGAUGCAGAAUUCCCAGCCUCACUGACCUCGCCGUCCAGCUUGCCAGACGCAGGCAAAUCAGCUGAAGCUCCAGAGUCAGGUGCUGAGAAUAUCAAGGAGCCCUCAGAAGUCUCUGACCUGGAAGAUUUCGUUGAGGAGAGGAUGCGCCGCUCUACCGAGCUUUUGGCGCUCUUCUCCCAGGAGCAGGAGUGGCUGGACCAAGCGGCAGACAUCAUGGCAGCGCGCCGGGUACUAGCGAAAGAGGAGGCUGCCGCAAUCAGUCUCUUAGAGGAGGAGGAUGCCCAUCACCAGGAGGAACUGGAUCAACUGGAGGCUUACGUCCAUCAGAUGUCCGAGCACUGCGAGUCUGGCGGGAGCUCCUUCAAACCAGACGUGUCCAAAUGCCACGCCUUAGAAGAAAAGAUGAGACGGAACAACAGCAUGCCUUCCAUAGCAACAAAAGCACGUCAGACCUUGACCAAGAGCGGCUCCAUGCCAUUACAGCUCCCCAGAGAACUGACGAGUGAAGCAUCACCGAAGAGCACGCCUCGCCCCAAAGUGCGGGCACGUGUGGUGAGCCACACCGGAAGCACACCGACCACGCCAAGCCGUGCUCGUCCACAAGGUCCGAAAGAUUCCACGGUCACCACGUCAGUCACGUCACUCGUCGUGGGAAGCCACCCAAGCGCGCUUCGGAUGCCCGCGGAACAGUGGGGACGAUUCGCCGUGGAGUGA
This is a messenger RNA of Durusdinium trenchii, 783 nucleotides long. The record is from the annotation of a GenBank genome assembly. NCBI's taxonomy places the organism in Eukaryota, Dinophyceae, Suessiales, Symbiodiniaceae.